Messenger RNA from Myzus persicae (green peach aphid), 1890 nucleotides. RefSeq names its product anti-sigma-I factor RsgI2-like. NCBI's taxonomy places the organism in Eukaryota, Metazoa, Arthropoda, Insecta, Hemiptera, Aphididae. The coding region runs from base 772 to 1803 and encodes 343 amino acids. The record is from RefSeq and is a predicted model, not a curated record. The transcript is spliced from 2 exons.
UGUUUCUAUACCAAAUUAAAAUUAAACUAUAGAUCAAUCAAAUAAUCAAUCGAAAAAAAAAGUGACUGAACUGUGUUUUGUUUUUCUCUACUAACUUCUCCUUUAAAAGUAGCAAUUAACUCUCCACCUAAAUUCUGUAAUUAUACCUAAACCUCCAAUCAAUGAUCCUUUUACUUAAACUUGUAGAUAUGUUGGUCAAUCAGUAUAAACUUUUAAUCCUUGUCGAACUUAUUCAUCAUACCAAAGGCAAAUGUUUCAUAAUCAAUGCUAUUGUAAAUAAUUUAAUAUUAAUAAUAACUUAUAAGUUAUAACAAUAUGUCAGUGUGUAAUAUGGCUAUUAUGGGCAGUAACAAAGCCUAAAGGUAGUUAUCAACUAAAAUGAGAAUAAAAUAUUAGGUACCUUGGUGACUAUAUUGUAUACCUACAUUUAUUAUGGCAUAGCCGCGUAGUUAUAUGUCCAAACAUAGUAUUAUAUACACAAAUUAAAAUGCGAUAAGAGUCAUAUGACAAAACAUAAGAGAUAUUUUACUGCUAUCGGACUGACUGCGUGAUCUAUACAAUGUCAUAACGAUAUUAUCUAUUUAUCAUGACACGCACAUCUUCUGUAAAUACGAAAUUCGAUAGUGCGCUAAAUGGUAUGUCAGCUUUACGGUUUGUUUAUGCUCGAUGCCGAGUAUCGCGUAGGUAUAAGUACCUGGUAGUUGUAUAAAACAUUGGACUUGUCCAAAUACAGUCAAACACACUCAUCCGAGUUGUAUCGAGAAUAAUAAAAUGUCGAUCAAAAGGAUUUCAGUCAUCCUGGUGGUGACAAUCGUUUCUAAUACGGUCCACUGUACGCCCACACUUGACGUUGUACCGGAUACGCCCAAGCCAAAGACAUCGUUUUCGACGACUUUGCCUGCCUCGAGUGCACACACUCCGCUCAGUGACGAAUUGGUGGAUGUCCUGAAAAACUUCCACUCAUCGUUACCGACCGCAGGACAGAAAACGUCGUCGGCCGCGGAGACAGCGCCAAUUUCACCGCCUUUGGUAAACGAUCGAAUUACGGUUAUGCAUUUUCCCGCUGCACCAACUCUCGGGUCCAACAACGGCGCAACUCCUCACGCAAUGGUCCCGGGUGUGAUCCACGAGCGAAUACCGUUCGGCCCAGACAUGCAGACGCCUGACCACGGCAACAAGCAGAUGGCCGAACCGCUACUACAGUCGCGAGAGUCGGCCGGAACACCUCUUCCGGUUUCCGUUACUCCGCCGACCGCCGAAACCGGCCCUUCGUCUGCUCCUGCGCCGGGCCAACAAUCGUCACCCAUCCCUAUUUCCCCGACAUCCUCUCGUUCCUCCGACCCGGCUCUAACGAAAUUAGAUCCCAUCACUUUGCCACACAACUUCAGCCAAGAACUGACACAACUUUUGACCGAUUUGCGGAUGACUCCAAGUUCACUACAAGCACAGGCUGCGGCUGUGGGCCAAAACCAAAUGAUCCCCGACGGUCCGACCACUCAUCCUGCGGAAACUGCCCCAUUACUUUCUCCCGGUACACCAGCCUCGCCACAGCCCUCCAAAGUCACGCGACCGAUUCUCGGCCCGAAUCAGACGCCGUUAGACUACUUAUUGAGUCCGUCGUUCCCGAUGCACAAGUUGCACCCCUUACCCGAUUAUUCUACACCACUAACCAAUGGGAAUGGCCAACCACCGAACGGUAAACCACGUCCAAACUUAGAGUUUGUAAAAUAUUUACUGACUUUACCACGGUAUCAAGAUGCUUUAAACGAAUUGAUUAAAGCUCAAUCUUCAAUUCCAUCGUGAAUAUUUAAUUCAAACGUACCUAUAAUAUUAUACGAAUGAGUUAAACAUAAAUUAUUAGAUGUAUUAUAUUAUUUAAUCAUUGUAACA